GUGGCUAACCCAGUAUUGGCCUGCCACAGCCUCUUAAAAUAGCAUUUAGCAAACAAACGCUGAUAACAAAGGCGUUUGGAGUGUCACUGUAGUUGUAGUGAGGUCGCGCUUAAGUGUCGACAUCACAAAAGAGAGCGCUUGUGUUGGUUUUUAGCUAGCCUGUUCACCGUUAAGGCCUGCUGCAAUGAAACAGAACUGGGCUAGCCUCCUGUUUGCCAGGUCCAGGGAGAAGAUGAAUGUCGUCAAAGACAACAAAGACCUGGCCUGCUUCUACACCACCAAACACUCCUGGAGGGGAAAAUACAAGCGAGUCUUCUCAGUGGGGACACAUGGCAUUACCACUUACAACCCUACCACACUAGAAGUAACAAAUCAGUGGCCUUAUGGAGACAUCUGUGGUAUCGGCCCCGUAGGAAGAGGUCAGGGGACAGAAUUCAGCCUCACAUUCCGCAAAGGCAGCGGCAAGAAGUCCGAAACACUGAAGUUCUCUACAGAGCACCGGACAGAGCUGCUCACAGAAGCACUGAGAUUCAGAACAGAGUUUUCAGAGGGAAAGAUAACUGGUAGGCGUUACAACUGCUACAAGCAUCACUGGAGUGACACACGGAAGCCCGUGAGCUUAGAGGUAACGCCUGGUGGCAUUGACCAAAUUGACCCCCACACCAACAGAGUGGUGUGUUCCUAUGACUACCGGAAUAUCGAGGGCUUUGUGGAGGUCUCUGAUUACCAGGGAGGAUUUAGCAUCCUCUACGGUGGCUUCAGCAGGCUGCACCUGUUUGCCUCUGAGAAUCGAGAUGACAUCAUCCGCAGCGCUAUAGAGCACGCUGGAAACUUCAUCGGCAUCACGCUACGUUUGAGGAAGGAGGCGCUGUCAUUUGAGGGUUUUGUAACGGAUCGCCUGGGGAAGUACAGCUCCGACGAUAGCAUCACUUCUCUGGCUGAGUUCGUGGUGCAGAAGAUCACGACUCGACACCCGGAGCCAGUAAAACGAAUUUUUGCCUUAACAGAAACAUGUCUGGUGGAGAGAGAUCCAGCUUCGUACAACAUCGUCACAAUCAAACCCUUCGGAGAGGUGUUUGCUCUCAUCUGUGAUGUAGACAACCCUCAGGUGUUUACAGUGGAAUUCAUCCGAGGCCAGAUCAGGAAGUACUCAUCUACUGAAAGGGACUCUCUGUUGGCCAGUCUGCUCGAUGGAGUCCGAGCUUCAGGUAACAGGGAUGUGUGCGUAAAGAUGGCCUCCACGCAGAGAGGGCAGCGGUGGGGUUUACUGAGCAUGCCCGUUGACGAGGAGGUGGAGAGUUUGCAUCUCAGAUUCCUGGCAGCACCUCCCAGUGGAAACUUUGCUGACGCGGUGUUCCGAUUCAACGCCAACAUAUCCUACAGCGGAGUGUUACACGCUGUAACCCAAGAUGGCCUUUUCUCAGAAAACAAAGAGAAGCUCAUCAACAACGCCAUCCUGUCUCUGUUAUCACAAGAAGGCGAGCUGCCAUCUUCAAACUCUGAGCUGGAAAGCCAUUUUCAGGCCAUUCGGCGCUUGGUGGCCUCCAAGGCUGGCUUCCAGGCCUUCACCCAGCUGCCUAAGUUUAGGGAAAAAUUGGGAGUAAAAACGGUCAAAGCUUUAAAAAGGAACAACAACGGUGUGACUCACGCUGCUAUAGACACACUGUGUGCCCUUAUGUGUCCGAUGCACGAUGAUUAUGACCUCCGACAGGAGCAACUGAACAAAGCCUCUCUUCUGUCUUCCAAGAAGUUUCUGGAAAACCUUCUUGAAAAAUUCAUCACCAAUGUGGAUCAUGGAACGGGAGCUUUGGUCAUCAGCUCCUUGUUGGACUUCUUAACGUUUGCUCUCUGCGCGCCCUACAGCGAGACCACUGAUGGGCAGCAGUUUGACAUGCUGCUGGAGAUGGUCGCCGCCAAUGGGCGGACAUUAUUUAAACUGUUCCAGCAUCCCUCUAUGGCAAUAGUGAAGGGAGCAGGUCUGGUGAUGAAAGCCAUCAUUGAGGAAGGAGAAAAGGAAAUAGCCACUAAGAUGCAGGAGCUGGCUUUAAGUGAGGGGGCUCUGCCGAGACAUCUCCACACAUCUCUGUUCACCAUCAGUGCCGACCAGCGGAUGCUCACCAACAGACAACUGAGUCGUCACCUGGUGGGACUGUGGACAGCAGAGAACCCUGUGGCCACCAACCUCCUAAAAAGGAUCCUGCCAACAGGUUUGUUGGCGUACUUGGACAGUUCCGAUCCUGUCCCAGAAAGAGAUGUGGACAGGAUGCACAUCCGUGACAACCUGAAAAUCGCUUCGGACCAGCUGAAUCGCAACAAGGUGCCUGAGUGGCAGCGGAUCGCAGGUAAAGCAGCCAAAGAGGUGGAGAAGUUUGCCAAGGAGAAGGCUGAUCUGGUGCUGAUGCACUGGAGGGAUAAGAUGGGCAUUGCUCAGAAGGAGCAGGACAGAAACAACUUGAAUCCAAACCAAAAGCCCGUCAUCCUGAGAAAGAGAAGGCAGAGGAUUAAGAUCGAAUCCAACUGGGAGCUUUUCUAUUACAGAUUUCAGCUGGACCAUGCACGCUCCAACCUCAUCUGGAACCUUAAAACUAGGGAGGAGCUGCGGGAUGCCCUGGAGGGGGAGAUGCGUGCUUUCAGUGUGGACCGUGAGCUCGGGAACGCCACCGUCAUCUCCUGGAACCAUCAGGAAUUUGAGGUGAAAUACGAGUGCCUUUCCGAUGAGAUAAAAAUAGGAGAUUAUUACCUGCGCCUGCUGCUGGAGGAGGAUGAGAACACAGAAUCCAGCGCCAUCAAGAGAUCAUACGAGUUCUUCAACGAGCUCUACCACCGCUUUCUGCUCACACCCAAAGUCUCGAUGAAGUGCCUGUGCCUGCAAGCGCUCGCCAUCGUUUACAGCAAGUGCUAUGAGGAGAUCGGUCCCUUCACAGACACAAAAUACGUUGUGGGCAUGCUGGAUCGGUGUACAGACAAGCUGGAGCGGGACAGACUCAUCCUGUUCCUCAACAAGCUCAUUCUUCAUAAGAAAAAUGUGAAGGAAGUAAUGGAUUCAAACGGAGUUCGUAUCAUGGUCGACUUGCUCACUUUGGCCCAUCUGCACACCAGCAGAGCUACUGUUCCACUUCAGAGCAACGUGCUGGAGGCGUCCCCGGACAUGAAGAGGGAGGGGGAGAAGGAGUGGUACUUUGGGAAUGCGGACAAAGAAAGACGAGGACCGUUUAGUUUUGAGGAGAUGCAGGAGUUUUGGAACACGGGUGUCCUGAAUGCUAAAACGCGCUGCUGGGCUCAAGGGAUGGAUGGGUGGCGCCCCCUGCAGGCCAUCCCUCAGCUGAAGUGGUGCCUGCUGGCAACGGGACAGUCGGUGAUGAACGAAUCGGAUCUGGCCACGAUGAUCCUCAACAUGCUCAUCACCAUGUGCUCCUACUACCCCAGCAGGGACCAGGACAAUGCCAUCAUCCGACCUCUACCUAAGAUCAAGAGGAUGAUCAGCGAUAAUGCCUGCCUCCCACACAUCGUUCAGCUGCUGUUAACCUUUGACCCCAUCCUGGUGGAAAAAGUUGCCAACCUUUUGUUCCUGGUGAUGCAGGACAACCCCAAUCUGCAGCGCCUCUAUCUGACAGGAGUCUUCUUCUUCAUCAUGAUGUACACCGGCUCCAAUGUGCUUCCUGUAGCGAGGUUCCUGAAGUACACUCACUUAAAACAAGCCUUCAAAUCGGAGGAGUCCAAGGGGCAGGACAUUGUGCAGCGCAGCAUUCUGGGACCCGUGUUGCCUGAAGCCAUGGUUUGUUAUCUGGAGAACUACGAGGCUGAGGGCUUCUCUGAGAUCUUCCUUGGUGAAUUUGACACGCCUGAGGCCAUUUGGAGCAGUGAGAUGAGGCGGAUGAUGAUAGAGAAGAUAGCAGCUCAUAUAGCUGACUUCAGCCCCAGACUGCAGAGCAACACGCGAGCGCUGUACCAGUACUGUCCUAUCCCCGUCAUCAGCUUCCCUCAGCUGGAUAACGAGCUCUUCUGCAACAUCUACUACCUCAGACACCUGUGUGACACCAUCCACUUCCCCAACUGGCCCAUUCGAGAUGCUGUGAAGCUGCUGAAAGACACUCUUGAAGCCUGGAAGAAGGAGGUGGAGAAGAAGCCACCGUCCAUGUCUGUGGACGACGCUUACGAAGUCCUGAACCUCCCGAAAGGACAGGGCCAGCACGAGGAAAGUAAAAUCAGGAAGGCUUACUUCAGACUGGCUCAGAAGUAUCAUCCUGACAAAAACCCAGAGGGCAGGGACAUGUUUGAGAAAGUCAACAAAGCUUAUGAGUUCCUUUGCACUAAAUCGGCCCGAAUCGUGGACGGUCCGGACCCGGAAAACAUCAUCCUCAUUCUCAAAGCCCAAAGCAUCCUUUUCAAUCGACACAAACAAGAACUGGAGCCGUACAAAUACGCCGGUUACCCCAUGCUGAUCAAAACCAUCAAGAUGGAGACCGACGAUGAGCAGCUGUUCUCUAAAGCCUCGCCUCUCCUCCCGGCUGCCGCCGAGCUGGCGUUCCACACGGUCAACUGCUCGGCCCUUAACGCUGAGGAGCUGCGCCGUGAGAGCGGCAUCGAGAUCUUACUGGAGGCUCUUUCUCGGUGUGUGGCUGUAUUAACUGCAUCCAGCCGGCCUGAAGACAUGGCUGUACAGGUGUGCGGGCACAUCUGUAGGUGCUACAGCGUAGCGGCUCAGUUUGAGGAAUGCAGGGAAAAGAUCAUUGAGCUUCCCAACAUCAUCCGAGACCUCUGUCACAUCCUGUACUACGGAAAGGGUCUCCCGAAGACGGCGGCUCUGGCAGUUCAGUGCGUUAGCUCCUUUGCGGUGGACUUCUUCCUGCAGACCCAUCUGUUCCACGCCGGUGUGCUUUGGCACCUGUUGGUCCACCUGUUCAACUACGACUACACGCUGGAGGAGAGCGGCGUGCAGGCCAGCCAGGACACCAACCAGCAGGAGGUCGCCAACAGCCUCGCCAAACUCAGCCUGGUGGCUGUCAGCCGCCUGGGAGGCUACGCUCCAAUGCCGGGCACCCCCGAUGCGCCCCAGACCAACGGCAUGGACGGCACCCCUCCAGAAAACCCAACUGUACGCAAGAGUUUAGCCGCGAUGCUAACGCCGUACAUCUCCAGGAAGCUGGGAUUGGGAUCUCCCGCUGAGGUCCUGAAGCUGCUGAACAGCAACUCCGAGAAUCCGUACCUGAUCUGGAACAACGCGACUCGAGCCGAGCUGCUGGAGUUCCUGGAGGGUCAGCAGGAAGGAAACAUCAAGAGAGGUGAAAACGAUAAAAGCUUUGGAGCAAAUUUUGUGUUUGAUGAUCACGGCAAAGAGCUGAUAGUCGGGGAGAUUUUUGUCCGAGUUUACAACGAGCAGCCUUCCUUCCCUCUGGAGUUCCCCAAAGCGUUCGCUGCUAGUCUGCUGGACUACGUCGGCUCCCAGGCUCAGUACCUCCACACUCUGCUGGCCAUGAGUCACAGCAACAAGGUGGAGUCCCAGCAGCACGCCGAGAGGCUCAACUUUGCUGAGAUGGCUUUAGAAGCUCUCCGUAACGUGAUCAAGAACAACCCGGGCUCGGAGUCGGAGUGCAUCGGCCACUUUAAGCUGCUCUUCUCCCUGCUGCGUGUUCACGGAGCCGGCAGAGUGCAGCAGCUGGUUCUGGAGGUCGUCAACACGGUGACGUCCAACCAGGAAUGUGUGAGCAACAUUGCCGAUUCCCUGGUGUUGUCCAACCUCUUGUUGCUGCUCCAUUCACUUCCCUCCAGCAGGCAGAUUGUGCUGGAAACCCUCCACGCACUGACUUCUAACACAAAGAUCGUUAAAGAGGCGAUGGCCAAAGGUGCUCUGAUCUAUUUGCUGGACUUGUUUUGUAACUGCACACACCCCCAGGUCCGCACACAGACCGCUGAGCUGUUCUCCAAGAUGACCUCCGACAAGCUGGUUGGACCGAAGGUGCGUUUGACUCUGAUGCGUUUCCUCCCGGGCGUAUUCAUGGACGCCAUGCGAGAUAACGCUGAGGCUGCAGUGCAGAUCUUUGAGGGAACGCACGAGAACCCUGAGCUCAUCUGGAACGACACCUCCAGGGAGAAAGUGUCCACCACCGUCAGAGAGAUGAUGCUGGAGCACUUUAAGCAGCAGAAGGAUAAUCCUGACGUCAGCUGGAAGCUGCCAGAGGACUUCACAGUGGAGUAUGGAUCUGGGCAGGGCGAGCUCGAGGUCGGUGGAGUUUUCCUACGAAUCUUCAUCGCCCAGCCUGGCUGGGUGCUGCGAAAACCUCGGGAAUUCCUGGUUUCCCUCUUGGAGACUUUGAGUGAGCUGCUGGAGAAAAAUAACCCCAACGGUGAGGCUCUGGAGACCAUCACCACGGCAGCAGUUUGCCUGUUCAGCACUCACAGCCACCUGGCGGAUCAGGUUCCUCCUCUGGGUCACCUGCCCCGCGUCCUGGCAGCGCUCAACCACAAGAACAACACCGUGCCCAAGAGCUCCAUCCGCCUGAUCCACGUCCUGUCGGAGAACGAGCUGUGCGUGCGUUCCAUGGCGUCUUUGGAGACGAUCGGCCCUCUGAUGGCUGGGAUGAGAGUCCGCGCCGACAUGGCCGGACUGGCGUGUGAGGCUCUCAACCGAAUGUUCCAGAAGGAACAAACGGAGCUAGUGGCUCAGGCUCUGAGGGUGGAGCUGGUCCCAUACCUGCUGAGGCUACUGGAAGGAAUCGGCCUGGAGACGUUGGAAAACCCUUCAGCUACCAAGGCUCAGAUCGUAAAAGCUCUCAAGUCCAUGACUCGCAGUCUCCAGUAUGGAGAGCAGGUAAACGAAAUUCUUGCAAAGUCUUCAGUCUGGAGUGCCUUCAAAGACCAGAAACAUGACCUUUUCAUCUCAGAGUCCCAGACUGCAGGCUACCUGACGGGGGUUUCCACUCCGUCUCUCCUGGCUGCCAGCAGCCCUCUGCGAGGCGGGCUCUAGACUCCAGAGCCGGGGCCUCACAGCCCUUCUCUCUCUUGCUCUGAUGCAGGUCCAGGAGUUGCGGGUUACCUCACAGCAGGAACUGGAACCACAGUAUUGUCCAGCGUCCCACCCCCUGUGGACAACAACGUCGGAGAUCAAGGCUGAAGGACACCCCUCACACAGUCCCGCUACAGCUCCCAGACUGCCCUGCAGUUUCACCGCCACAGCUCGGAGAAGGACUGAUCUGCUCCCCAGAAGAGAGGCGGGGGGACGACCAGUGAGAGCAGUCCAUCCCAGACUGUCACCAAAUUCUCCACAACACCACCUGCAGCAUCACUCUUCUUUCCUCUGCUUAGAAAUGACACUCAAGUCUUCAUUGAUGCUUUCUUUUAACAGAUGACCAUGUUUUUGUGCUUUUUCUUUGUUUUUGUUUUUUUGACAGAAAAAGGUUUACUUUUUGUAUGAAUAUAUUUUUUCUCUAGAAUUUUUUUCCGUCAUGAGAAAGAAAAGAGAAGACCAAGACUUGUGAUGGAAGCUGUUGUCUCCUCUCCAUUCAUAUCCUGACUAAAACACCUGGUCUGAGGAGAUUGGGCCUAGUUUGUGCACUUGACAUUGCUGAUCUCUUAGAUAAACAUUUCCAUGUCUGUGUUCAAGAAUUCCAUCAUGAAAACAAAAGAAAUGAGAAAAUGAAUCCCUAACGUGUCUCAUUCCUUCCCUCUGACUGAAGCUGGUUGUUCUGGUUUUGUCGCACAAACCUGCUCUAACAUUUCAGCCUUUCAUUCCUCCCACCGGCUCUGCUCACUCUGUGAAAGAUCGUCUUAUUCGCUGCCUAAAUCGUUUUAAGUAAUUCUUUCCCCAGAAUGCAAAAAGCACUAGAUUAUUUAUAAGUCAGAAUAUUAAAUGAAUAAAAUAACUGAAGGAAAGGAGCGUCUUCUGACACGAAGAAUGACUUUGAUUUUGAAUCUAUGUGAAAAACUAGUGCAAUUUGUGAAAUGUUCAAUGUAAUAUUGCAUAUAUAAACUUUCUAUAUUGAAUGUACAUUAAAAAAAUCAGUCACAGUUGUACAUAAAAUUUUAAGAAUAAAAGGGAAUCCAAAGUGGUGA
Messenger RNA from Nothobranchius furzeri (turquoise killifish), 8049 nucleotides. The record is from RefSeq and is a predicted model, not a curated record. Lineage: Eukaryota; Metazoa; Chordata; Actinopteri; Cyprinodontiformes; Nothobranchiidae.